AUGCUGUGUUUGCGUCCCUUACCGGCCUUCCAGUCUAGCCCCUUGCCCUUCAAGAGCACCCGGCAACAUGGCCUCCCAUCUGUCGCCUCGCGCCGCCCAUCCCAACUAAAGAUGGUCGCCAGUCGCGAGCGUUCCCGCCGCGCGCCUGUCGCUCAGUCCAACCGCAAUGGUUCUCUUCCGACAGGCCGCGUCAAAGUUAUCAUCGAGGCGCCCGCUCCCAACAGGAGACACAUUUCCGCCAGCAACCUUAUCCAAGCCCCUCUGGAAAUAGUCUGGGAACUCCUCAGCGACUAUGAUCGCCUCGCCGACCACAUUCCCAACCUCGCCCUCAGCAACCUCAAGGCACACCCGAGAAAUGGUAUCCGAGUCGAGCAGUGCGGUUCCCAGAAAAUCUUGGGCUUUGAAUUUCGCGCUAGCUUGACCAUGGACAUGACCGAAGUAAAUCGCACCUCCAGCGAUUGGAGAGCCAUCGAGUUUGACCUUGUUUCCAGUAGAGAUUUCAACAAGUUCGAGGGGGUUUGGAGGAUGGAGAGAGUCGACCAAAAUCGGACUGCUUUGUACUAUAACGUAAGUAUCGUGCCCCGAGGUUUGGUUCCUGUUCGCGCAAUCGAGUGGCGCAUCUCGGAAGACGUACCGGGAAAUAUGAACGCUGUGCGGACGGAAUGCGAGAGGAGACGGCGGAAUCGCACUGCCCAAAGACUCCAAGACGAUGUUGUUCAGGCGAAACGGCUAGAGUCAUAGAUUUCUUCACCUGCCCAUCCCAUAGAGUAUCGAUUUUGCGCCAACACAGAUACACUUGUUGAUCCUCUGAUGAAAGUGUAUACUUGCGUCCCACAGGUUCACAUCACUGGUGGCCGACAGGAGAGCUUUGGUGUGGUAGCAUGACCCAGACGGUGAAGCCACCAGGGGGUGUUCGCUUCAGCUGGAUAACGGAUACGUCAUGCCGUGGUUUGUCUACCGCAAAACAGUAUGCUGCAAGCGCAGUUCUGCCACACCGCAAAACUACUGCUUGUGCCAUGACUGUGUUGAAGGGCCCAACUAUCUAUUCGGAUAUGACUCGAGGACACUCGACGACUCAUUAAACUACAGUGUUUAUAGUUACCUCUCAAA
Chondrus crispus (carragheen) is the source of this 1110-nucleotide messenger RNA. RefSeq lists its product as hypothetical. The transcript is spliced from 2 exons. The coding region runs from base 1 to 741 and encodes 246 amino acids. NCBI's taxonomy places the organism in Eukaryota, Rhodophyta, Florideophyceae, Gigartinales, Gigartinaceae. The record is from RefSeq and is a predicted model, not a curated record.